Fopius arisanus is the source of this 946-nucleotide messenger RNA. It is a transcript of the gene Rpb8, whose product is annotated as DNA-directed RNA polymerases I, II, and III subunit Rpb8. Gene Ontology annotation, biological process: DNA-templated transcription. The coding region runs from base 170 to 568 and encodes 132 amino acids. The record is from RefSeq and is a predicted model, not a curated record. NCBI's taxonomy places the organism in Eukaryota, Metazoa, Arthropoda, Insecta, Hymenoptera, Braconidae. Gene Ontology annotation, cellular component: RNA polymerase III complex; RNA polymerase II, core complex; RNA polymerase I complex. The transcript has 3 exons.
GUGGUUACCAAGGUCGUACCGUCCUUUAAAUCGAAUGUUGGUACAGUGGACGAUCGAUAGCUCGAUGUAGUCGCUCACGUUCGGGCAAUUUCGGUCCAGACGCGGGAUCGUGCCGUGAGUGAGAGCAGGAUGCCAUCCUCGAGGUGAAGGUGAAGAGCGAAUCACUGGUAUGGAAGUGGGGAUAAACGUGAGGCCGGCGACGACGCACGGGUACCAUCAAACUGCGUCGUAUGUGCUCUGGCUAAUUUCGAGAUUCACAUGUACCAACGGUGACAAAUUUCGCCUCGUCCUUGCUACCACCUUGAGAGAGGAUGGCUAUCCAGAUGGUGGGGAUUGGAAUGCUAUUGAACAAGAGGGUGGAUCACGUGCUGACAGCUUUGAGUAUGUCAUGUCUGGGAAGGUGUACCGAAUCGAGGGAGACGAGGCAAGCAACGAACCGAGCACUAGGCUAUCUGCAUACGUGUCCUUCGGUGGUCUUCUCAUGAGGCUGCAAGGUGAUGCCAACAAUCUCCAUGGCUUCGAGAUAGACCAGCACAUGUACCUGUUAAUGAAGAAACUGGCAUUCUAAUUGAUGUGACGGUUGCUAAAAUAAAUCAUCGAUAUUCGCAGCAACAAAAUCCAGAAUAUGAUUUUUCAUAUUUACGAGCGCUGAGAUCGUUGUAAAACGUGAGGAGGCGUUUCAAGGGCAAAUCGGAGUGGGCAACUGUGCAUUUUGAAAGAAUAAAGAAUAGUCCAGCUGAUGACCACACUUUACUCAAUCGAUCUGCCCUGGUUAUAUGACUUUGUGUAUAAAAGUUUCAUGAGUCCUAUCCGUUUCAUAAUCGUUUUUCCUACCUGGUGAACGGUUGGAGGGACAAUAUCACGUUUAUUUGCUGCCGAAUCGGUUCUCCAACCGGAAUAAAUGUAUUUUUUACUGAUUGUGGAAGUAAAGUUUGUUUUUUUUAAA